CUCUAAUCAGACUAAUGGGAAUUGGGACAAUAGCAAGGACAUGAAAUAUUAAUGAGAUGGGCGCAAAGAUCCUGUUUGUUCAUCCAUCCUUAAAAUUACCAUGGCAACAAGAUAUACUCUGCUGGCACCUAUCUAGUCAGGCAAGAGGGUCUUACAAAAAUUCUUCAACAUCAAACAUCAAAAACUUUCAGUUGAUAGUGUCCUGUUUUGGAGUUUAAUAUUCACCCUCUGUUCAAGGAAAAACCAAACUGCUAUUGUUAGUUUGUGUUUUGAGUUUGAAGUUUAUUUUGGUGGUGCAUAGAGUGCCAUGUAGUUUUGCAUUGGUAGGUGCAUAAUGAGUUGCUAGAAACGUCACUGAAAUUCCAUCACAUGCAAGACUUUAUCAAGGUGCGCCACGGACGAAGAAACGAGCCAGCCACAUUUCCUUGGAAAAAAAUGUCCAUCUUUUGAGCAAACCGUUUCUUCCGUUGUGAAAGGAAACUUUACAGAGUGAUAAGUGAGCAGGGAGAGUUACCAAUGUCCAGGGGGGGAGUUAGGGGGACAACUUGUGGAAAGAUGGUUUGGCAUAGUUUCUUCAAGGCUGUGGUGGUCUUCUCUGUGGUAUGCUUGCUGGAGUCACCUUUGGCUGAAGGGAGACAAGGAUACAAUUUGCCUGACAAUGCUGGGACUGAAUUUCUCCUGGCAUUUCCAGCUGGCAUUACCAACAAGAAGGCACUGAUCAGGGCCACAUCCUACUUGGACACCACUGUUCAAAUCUUCGGAUUGAACGAUCAACAAAUAGGCAGCAAUAUUACACUUAGUUCUGCCGGUUUGGUGCAUGAGGAAACACUGAGUGAACCAGUCGUGUCCGGAUCAGGCAGGACGGGGCAGUUCAACAGCUGGCUCAUCAAGGCCAAUGACGAGAUCACGGUUUAUGGUCGGGGCAAUAAAGAUGGCUACAUGGCCCUGCCCACAGAUGUGCUGGGGAAAGAGUACUAUGUGGCCAGUUACCAAGGAAGUACUGGCAGGUCCAGAGUUGUGAUGAUUGGCGUACAUGACCGUACCAUGGUCAGGAUCACUCUGACUGCUGGAGUGACGUUUGAGGGGGCACAGGACCGCUCUGGAUCCCACACCUACAGUAGUGGACAGGAUAUCAUACUAGAGGUGCACAGAAUGGAAACGGUACAGUUUGUGGCUUCAACGACUGCAGGGGAUCUCACUGGAACAAGGGUCAUCUCUGACAAGCCGAUAGCAGUCCUGAGUGGUACUGAUGGUGCUGUGGUGGGUUCAGGAGAUGCAGGGUACAUGGUGGAGUACCUACCUCCUGUCUACACCUGGGGGAGCACCUUUGUGGUCAAACCACUCAAUGGAGGUACAGACAAAGUCAGGGUGAUUGCAUCACAACUCACUGACUACUCCAUAAACGGCGCAAACAGUGGUCCGAUCAGUGCAGGAUCAUUUGCAUCCAUUGAUGUUAGUGCUGUGACAGUCAUUCAAGCUGACUACCCAGUCCUGGUGGCUCAGUAUACCAAUGGGGGGAGUGGCCGUGCUCCAUCCAUGACAGUCAUCCCACCAGUGGAGCAGUACACAUCAGACUACGGUCUCGCUGCCAUCUCUGACUGGACCAACUCUGCCAUCCUUAGUGUAAGCACUGCACAGGAAACUGGUGUCAUGUCAGAGAUAACUACAGCUGUCUCUGGUUGGAGCCAAGAGUCAGGUUACUCAGCUACCACUAAGAACAUGAGUCCAGGUGCCACCACCGCCACCUUCCAGCACAACAGCCUUCAGGGAGCCUUUGGUGUGGUGCAGUAUGGGACGGCAGGAGGAGAGUCAUACAGCUACCCUGGGGGGCAAAGGUUUGCUCCCAUCAACCCCUGCGUUGUGUCAGCUGAUGACGGCCUCCAUGCCGAUGGUCUGGAUAAUGACUGUGAUGGGCUGGUGGAUGAAGGAGGGCCUGAGGACCGUGCCUACUCUCCUUUGCCUCCAGAUUUGUAUGUGGACCGGCACAGCACAACCGAACUUGACUUCUCCUGGCGAGGUUUCCGGAUGGCACGGGUCGCGAACUUUAAGCGGGAACUUGGCGAGGCUGGGACGCUCCCAACAGUUCCUAUGGCCGAUGUUGGUAGGAUUAUUAAGUCAGUGGAAUCCAACAACCUUUUCCCUGGGAGGAAGUAUGAGUUCAAGGUCAUUGCGGUGGAUGUGUCGGGAGCUGAGAGUGAACCAGCGAUCAUUGUGUUCCCAACUGAUCCUGAUCCACCGAACGAUCUCCUCCUCCUGUCAAUCACCCACAACUCCAUCUCACUUGACUGGAACCCGCCGGUUGUGGGCGGAGUCACCAAUUACGAAGUCACAUACACAAACAUCAUGGAUGGCCAGACUUUUACAACAUUAGUUCCGGGUGACCGCACCUCUGCCACGAUCUCUGGACUACAGCCGAUGACGGAGUAUCAGUUCACAGUGACAACCGUGUUCUUUGGGGUGUCAAGCGCAAGGUCAAGUCAGGAAGUAGCUGUGACAAAACUGGAACCACCAAUCAACAUGCAUGUUGAAAGCACCUCAACAACCUCCAGCUUCAUCACAGUCAGCCUGGACAGGGUGUCCGGUUCUGCCCCGCCCCUCACCAAGGCACUUCAGUUUGCCACCUACGAGAUUUCCUAUGGGAACUACACUGGGGACGCCAUACCCAAGCCUGGGGAGGGAGCAACGCCCUACAGGCCGUUCACCCCACCAAGUUUUGAAGCCACAGGGCUGUUGGCAGGAGCAAACUAUGUGAUGUAUGUGAGGUCAAACUAUGACGGGAACUCCAGCGAGCCUGUCAUUCUGCGGGAGUCAACAUUCCCCAACCCUCCCGCUGACCUCUGGGUGGAGUCCAGCGGCACCACUUACAUCGAGCUGGCCUGGGACCGCCCCACGUCCGGGAACCUGGAGGGCUACAUCAUCACCCAUGGCAUCGUGGGAAGGCCAACAUCCAAACAGUCACAGAUCAUCACAGACACCGGGAUGACCCUGAAUGGUCUCUCUGUGGAGCAUGAGUAUGAGAUCGCUGUCUCAGUGUACAGCAAUGGCAAGGAGAGUGAGGCAGUGACUUUGACAAAGCGCCCAUCUGUUGUACACGUGUGGAGCACCUGGUCGGCCUACAGCCCUUGUAGCCAGAGCUGUGGGGACGGGGUGAGGACCCGCACCAGGCAGUGCCACCACGUGGACGGGUCCCCCAGCAUCGAGUGUGAGGGUGCUGCUGGGAAGGCUCUCCAGACACAGGAGAUAGCCUGUGACUUGGACCACUGUCCAGUCCAUGGAGGCUGGACCAGCUGGGAGGCGUGGGGAGCCUGCAGCCAGUCGUGUGGAGCUGCAGUGCAGCAGCGUGUCCGCAGCUGUUCCGACCCCACCCCAGUGUUCGGUGGGAAAGGCUGUCCUGGGAGUCGCACCCAGCAGAGACAGUGUCAUCAGGACCCUUGUGCAGCCGAUGGGGAGUGGUCAGAAUGGAGGGAGUACUCUGAGUGCACCCUGGAGUGUGGGCGUGGCACGCAGCAGCGGACACGCGUCUGUCUCGGACAGGAGGGCACCGGCGCACCCUGCGAGGGGCCGGCGGUCGAGACUCGGCGCUGCAACGAGAUGCCUUGUCCAGCUGAUGGUCGCUGGUCUGAGUGGAGUGAGUGGGGACAGUGCAGCGUAUCAUGUGGCGGAGGGAUCGCCAACCGUACCAGAGCCUGCGAUAACCCCGCUCCUGGCUGGGGAGGCCGAGACUGUGAAGGGAACGACACAGAGAUACAGGGCUGUGGAUCUGAUCCUUGCCCUGGUGAGGUGUACUGGUCCACCUGGUCAGACUUCUCCCCCUGCCCUGCCACCUGCGGCAAUGCCACCCACAGCCGCACGAGGGCGUGCAUGAACGGUACAACAGUGGAGCCAGAGUCUGUCUGUAAUGGGACCACUGCCGACACACAGGACUGGAAGAUCUGCACCAACAACCCAUGCCCAGUUGACGGAGGCUGGGGAGCGUGGAUGGAGUGGUCACGUUGUACCAGGCGCUGUGGAGGGGGCACCAGGCAGCGAACUCGGAUCUGUAACAACCCAGCCCCAGAGUACGCGGGGCAGCGCUGUGAUGGGGACAGUGACGGCAGAGGCAUCCAAACUGUGACUGGGCAGUGCAAUGAGCACCUCUGCUCUAACAUGCCAAAAUGCAGGACGGUCCGUGGCCGCUGUGGUGUGGUGUGGAAUGAAGUAGAAGCAGAGGAAAUACAGAAUGUUUCCUGUGCAGAUCAAGAUGGUGUCUUUGGAACCCGGAAGUGUGGCAGGUAUGGCCACUGGGAGGAAGAGGAUUUCACCAGGUGCACCUCCCCAGCCAUGGAGGAGAUUUAUGGCAGGCUGAGUCAGAUUAACGGCAAGAUGAUGGCUGUGACUGACCUGGACGAGGAUCUGAAGCGCCUCCUAGCGGACCCCGGCUGCCUGCAGGCAGGAGACCUGCUCAAGGCCAAGCGUCUCCUGACCAGCCUCGUCCGCCUGAAACCGCUCCUGUACGAGGACGGCAGCCGAGCGAGACGCGAACAAUACAUUGAUGACAUGCUUGAGAUUGCCAGCCUGCUGUAUGGUAGACCCUACUUCGACCAGUGGGCUGACAUUCAAGAGACUGUAGGAAUCCAGGAGGUGACCAAUAUCACAGAUGUCCUGGAGGAGUUGUGUGACACUGUGCUGGAGUACAUGACAAACACCAGGGAAGAGAUGGUCUUGGCCAGGUCUUCAAACAUAGACAUGGAUAUUGAGAUGUACAAGACUUACCAACGAGAACCCUUCAGUUUCCCCAAGCACACCCGGGACACUCACGUCAUCCUCCCCAAGGCUCUGGUGGCCAGUGCCAUCCCUGGUCGACAGGAAGUCCCAGUGUGUGCCUUCGACCAUCACAACUUACAUCACCUGUUGGAACACCUGGCAGAGAGGAAUAACAAACACAUGACUACUCGGUACCAUCACGAGAGGGAGCUCAACAGUAAGGUUGUCACGGCGACCAUCAUCCCCACCCCGCCCGCACCACUGGCGAACAAAGUGGAGAUCCACUUCAGACACAGAUGGAGGGGACAGGACCCACUCUGUGUUUUCAUAGAUAAAGAUGACCCAUACAGCAUCUACAACCCAUCCGGCUGCAGUGUUGUGGAGACUACUGACUACUCCACAGUCUGCAGGUGUAACCACUUCAGCAGCUAUGCACUGCUCACCAAGCACUAUGUGGAGACUGUGAUCAACACAGUUUGGAUCAGCUGGCUGCCGCUGGCUGGCUCCAUCGUCUGUCUCAUCAGCACCUGCGCUGCCUUCCUGUCUCACCUCCUCCUCAGGAAGUACCUGUCCAACCGCUGCCUGGUGGCUGAGAAGUUCCUGGUCAUCCUGCUGAUGGCCAGCGCCAUCUUUGUCAGCGGUGUCAACGGAACCUUCCUCCCUGGCAGCCACAAGAUUUUCAUCUUUAUGGACACCUGCCAGUUCAAGGCCGUGAUGCUGCACUACCUGUUCCUGGCCACCUUCUCCUGGCUGAUGGUGGGCGCCCUGCAGCUGUACAUGGACUGCAUCAAGGCCACGCCCUGGUGGCUGCUCUACCACGUGAUUGGCUGGAUCCUCCCGCUCUUCAUCCAGGCCAUCACCAUCCCGUGGAAGUCAGACGUCUUCCUGGCCUCCAACUAUUGCUGGGUGUCCUGGGAGCAGGGGCUACACUGGUCCCUGUUUGUACCAGAGAUUGUCCUCUGCCUGAUCACAGUGGUGAUCAUCAGUAUCGCUGUGUACAUGGAGGACCAGCAGGCUCUGUUGGAGCCAGAGAAGUACACAGAGAGGAUGCACACCUACAUCUGGCGUAACAUCCUGCAGCUGCCGCUGUUUGUGCUCUCCUGGACGCUGGGCUUGGUUGCCAUGGAAACUGAGAACUAUGCCACCCAAGUUUUCUUUGGACUUUCUUUGAUGUUCUUGGGCCUGUUUGUGGCAGUUGUUUACAUCAUCCAGAACAGAGAGAUCCGCUAUGCAUAUUAUACUGUCAUCCACCUCUUGUACACGAAGUACCGUGGGUCCCGUCAGACCAGCCACUUCCCCAAGGCCUACAUUGAUCCCAAGAACCCACCAGUCUACAUCCCGUAGAUGUUGGAACUCAUCCCCAGCAACAUGAAUGAUCUCAUACUACUUUUUAGCACAGAACUAGGUUCUUUUCAAACUCACAUAGCUUUACUGUUUAUUUCCAAGUCCUUGUACAUAAACAGUUUUUUCCCUGGAUAGCAAAGUUAUGGAACUCUCUCGACGACACCUGUUUCCCUCCUGUCUACAACUUAUCAGCCUUCAAAACAAAUGUCCACCGCUACCUCCGUGCACAGUGGUCUUAUGAUAUUGCUUUGAAAAAAACAACAACAACUGGUUGAUCAAAAGUUGGGCCUGACAAUGUAUUUGAUAACACUUCUGUCCAUAAGGCACGCUGAUUGUGUUGACCAAUCAAAUGGUUUCCUAGUUUAACAUUACCUACCCAGAUUCCUCAAGAGUUAUGUUGCUGGUUCAUGAUAAAGUUAGCAUCAACAUAGGUCUUGCAUUUUGAGAGUCAAGUAUUUUCAAUGCAUUGAGGAGUUUCUUGUUUGAUAGGUGGACGUACAAAUGAAACAAAGCUUGUUUGUUCUAUAUAUGUAUGAAAUGUUUUAAAGUUUUAAAUGACAGUUUGAAUUAUCCCUGCAACAACUUGGCAAAUGUCAUUAUAUUGACAUGCUUUAUAUAGCACAGUGUAGAGAAACCUGAGUGCAUUAUUGCAGUUAAUACAGAAUGCGUGUUUAUAAUUUCUGACAAUUUAUUAUGUAGGUUUCAUGGUGAUACAUGCAUGUAAGAAGUGCACUGUUACAUGAGACUAAAUGCCUUUCUAGUUUAACUUAUGGAUUUGACUGCAUAGAUUUAGUUAUGGUCACUCUAUAUGAUAAUUCAAAAGUUGUUUAAUAUGUAAGAUACUUUUUCAAUGUGUGUUAAACUUUAAGUUAUUGUAUUUGUCAAGUCAAUGUGAAUCACAUGUGUCAUACUUUUAUUGAUUUCAGAUUGUCUAAAGUUUCUUUAUAUCAACAAUUUCACAUAGUAUAUAGCUUUUAGGGAAAAUAGUGUGCAACAGAGUGACAUAGAUGUAUCAGUAAUGUGUUAUUUAGUGCUGCUUAUGACAAACUACAAAAUGUAUAUGUAACAUAAUUAUGCACUUCGGCUACAGUAUGUUGGAAUGGAAUAGAAUGAUAUCUCUCACA
This is a messenger RNA of Branchiostoma floridae (Florida lancelet), 7211 nucleotides long. RefSeq lists its product as uncharacterized. Gene Ontology annotation, cellular component: membrane. The transcript is spliced from 39 exons. NCBI's taxonomy places the organism in Eukaryota, Metazoa, Chordata, Leptocardii, Amphioxiformes, Branchiostomatidae. Gene Ontology annotation, molecular function: G protein-coupled receptor activity; protein binding. The record is from RefSeq and is a predicted model, not a curated record. The coding region runs from base 517 to 6087 and encodes 1856 amino acids. Gene Ontology annotation, biological process: G protein-coupled receptor signaling pathway; cell surface receptor signaling pathway.